Tachysurus vachellii is the source of this 1375-nucleotide messenger RNA. It is a transcript of the gene dlx4b, whose product is annotated as distal-less homeobox 4b. Gene Ontology annotation, biological process: embryo development; cell differentiation; negative regulation of transcription by RNA polymerase II. The transcript has 3 exons. Gene Ontology annotation, molecular function: RNA polymerase II cis-regulatory region sequence-specific DNA binding; DNA-binding transcription factor activity, RNA polymerase II-specific. NCBI's taxonomy places the organism in Eukaryota, Metazoa, Chordata, Actinopteri, Siluriformes, Bagridae. The record is from RefSeq and is a predicted model, not a curated record. The coding region runs from base 283 to 1056 and encodes 257 amino acids.
GCACGGACACGGACACACUCCGGAACUGCGUGUGUUCAUAUGUUGGGCGGUUUUGUCACGAUUUAAGAAAGAACACUCAUUUUUACCUCUUCCUUUCGUUUCGAUUCGAUACAUCUGGAAAUAUUUUUUCUCUACAUCUUUUGGAGGAAUACACAGGUCCUUGUUUGCCAAGUUCGUUGUUCCAAGACCUCAGAAAUGGAUUAGAUUUAAGGUUUCGCGCUCGCGCACUAACCGGCCAACAAACUUUGACGCCGUCCGUCACUUUUAUGGCCUCUGCUUCCAAUGAUGUCUAUGAGUUUCGCGCCUGACGGCUUAGGUUCUGCGGAUGCGUCCAAAUCGGCGUUUUUAGAGCUCGGUCACGGGAUCCCCGCCAGCCAGCAGCACUUUUCGGGACUCGCGUCUAACGUUUACUCCACGCCCGGGCUGCACUCGGGCGGACACCCGCAGCACGACAGCCCCUUUCCCUCUGGCGCGUGCCACUACGGUGGGCCGCUCGGUUACGGUUACCCCGCGCCGCUCAACGCUCCUGCACCCGCUCCUACUUACCUACCAACCUACCACCAGGGCAGCUACAGGAACCCACUGAGCCACACGAGGAAUGUCGAGACCGAUCACGAAAAGCAGCCAGUGAUUGAGAACGGAGAGAUCCGUGUGAGUGGUAAAGGGAAGAAGAUGCGCAAACCGCGCACAAUCUACUCGAGUCUCCAGCUCGCCGCGCUGCAUCAGCGCUUCCAGCAGACUCAGUACCUGGCACUGCCGGAGAGAGCAGACCUGGCAGCCAAACUGGGCCUUACACAGACACAGGUUAAAAUCUGGUUUCAGAAUAAGCGCUCCAAAUAUAAGAAGAUCAUGAAGCACGGCCCCAUUGCACCCGAGGCAGAGCUGCAGGCCGCGCGUUCGCAUGCGCAGUCGCCCUGUUCGCCUGUGCCGCCAGCUCUCUGGGACGCGCCGAUGGCUGGCAAAAGCGCACACACGCACCCCGGCGGUUAUAUAAACAGUUUCGGCCAUUGGUACCCAUCACCCCAGGACACUUUAACCAGACCUCAUAUGAUGUGACUCAUGUGCGAUUUCUACCCAUGUUUCCACCGAUAUAGUGAUUAUGCGCCACGUGUCCACACGUAUCCUAUAAACAUAUCGAUACGGAGUUGCGUCGGUAAUUAUCACGUUUUUCUCAGCGUGUGUGUUGGCCUACAUGUGAGAAUUCUUUUAUUAAAAUGUAAAUACAGUCGUGUGUUUGAAAGGGUUGUGACUUUAUCCUUGAACAGGUUUUGUUGUCAGUGCUUGUUGAUUUUAUUAGUCAUCAGUGCUUUUCGGUUUUUAUUCGGACUCCCUUAAUAUUUGUUUUGAAUAAAAGGACUGAUGAAAGGCUGCCAAA